CGGACGCGACCGACUUCUUGAACGCGGAGCGCGCGCACGCCGAUCUCACCAGAGCACCCCCGCGAGAUCCGAACCUACUGUCCGACGACGAGGUGUUCCUGGACUCGGCGGCGUCGACCACGUCCGGCCCACUGUCGCCCAUGUCGCCCAUUGACCAGCCGGCCAUCACUCGCGUGCAGGUGGUGCACCGCACCGUCGGCAGAGCGCCAGGUCGCGAGGACAUGUUCUCUGACGACGAGGUGUUCCUCGAGCAAGGUCAGAAGGCGCCGCCACAGGGACUCUUCACAACCAGGGCGCAACAUAUAGUCGUGCACAGGGCGCUUCCUAGAG
Molecule: messenger RNA, 330 nt
Organism: Manduca sexta (tobacco hornworm)
Lineage: Eukaryota; Metazoa; Arthropoda; Insecta; Lepidoptera; Sphingidae
Source: RefSeq, a predicted model, not a curated record